Molecule: messenger RNA, 892 nt
Organism: Paralichthys olivaceus (Japanese flounder)
Lineage: Eukaryota; Metazoa; Chordata; Actinopteri; Pleuronectiformes; Paralichthyidae
Gene: nudt2
Product: nudix (nucleoside diphosphate linked moiety X)-type motif 2
Biological process (GO): AMP biosynthetic process; ATP biosynthetic process
Molecular function (GO): bis(5'-nucleosyl)-tetraphosphatase (asymmetrical) activity
Source: RefSeq, a predicted model, not a curated record
GAACUCUCUUCAUUGGAGGGCGGAGCCAUUUCUCACUGUACCGCUGUGCACCGCGGUCCCCGGUCCGUGUGAAACAAACAGAGAGCGACAGUGAACGCAAGAGAGAUGGCGGUGCGAGCCUGUGGCUUCAUAGUGUUUCGUCUGGCGAGUUCUAUUCCCCCACCAGACAACAUCGAGUACCUCCUCCUGCAGACUUCCUAUGGCGAGCACCACUGGACUCCACCUAAAGGUCAUGUGGACCCAGGGGAGGAUGACCUCACCACAGCCUUGAGAGAGACCAAGGAGGAGGCGGGGCUUGGGGCAGAUCAUCUUCAGGUGAUUGACGGCUUUUUGCAGGAGCUGCGCUAUGAAGUGCGAGGCAGACCCAAGGAGGUGCUGUACUGGCUGGCCGAGCUCAGAGACCCACGGACAGCAGUGACUUUGUCUGACGAGCACCAGGACUACCGCUGGGCCCGGCUGGAGGAGGCCUGCACUCUGGCCCAGUACAAAGACCUGCAGGACACACUGAGAUCAGCACAAAGACACCUGCAGGCUCAGGGAGACAAACAGUGAUGUGACAGGGUUUAGACUGAACAGAGGGGAUAAUUGAGAGAUAGCUACAUAUUCAAGAUGAUGUGUCAACUGGCAUGUUGAAACAUCCAUUCUCGGCAUCCAGUCUGAAACGACUUCUUUUAAUUGAAUAAUGUCUCUUUCUGCUUUAACUGCAUUUUUGUCUUUGUUAAUACAUGCCUGUGCUAUGUAGUCUUUUGUGAAAACACAGCUGGAAAUGAAUCAACGGUUGAAAAUCAGAUCACUGAUUUGAGGUUAAGUCACUGCACAAAAACAUGAUUAUCUAUGUAGUUAAAUUCUCUUAAAUGCUGCUGAUCUGAACAUAAAUAAACUGAAAUACUCA